Messenger RNA from Sesamum indicum (sesame), 3231 nucleotides. RefSeq names its product ubiquitin carboxyl-terminal hydrolase 10. Lineage: Eukaryota; Viridiplantae; Streptophyta; Magnoliopsida; Lamiales; Pedaliaceae. Gene Ontology annotation, molecular function: cysteine-type deubiquitinase activity. Gene Ontology annotation, biological process: protein deubiquitination. The record is from RefSeq and is a predicted model, not a curated record.
AAAAGGGCCAACUGCAACAAACGGCGGACGGUUGAAAAAUCGGGGAAAACUAUAGAUAGUGCUUUUCACGAAUUUUCUCUCUCUAGAUUUUCUCACUCCAUGCUUCGAUCGAACAUCAAAUUGGAUACAGAAACCUUCUUCCCUGUAAUCUAGGGUUCUCCGUUUCCCUCUCCAAAUACACAUACGAAUAAUAGAUCAUGACGAUUCCAGAUUCGUCGAGUUAUCAUUACAUGAUGGAGAAUGGAUCGUUAGAAUUGCCAUGCAAGCCGGAGGAAGAGAAGAGGAUUGUUCAGGAAUUGACGGACAAAGCUGAGGCUAAUUUGCGUGAGGGAAAUUUGUAUUACGUCGUAUCUAGCAGGUGGUUCAAGGCCUGGCAAAGGUACACUGGGAAAAUAGAAGAUGGGUAUCCAUUUGAAGGACAUUCUACUGAAUCACAAUCUGCGACACCAUCAAAUAUAGAAGGUAGACCUGGACCAAUUGAUAACAAUGACAUUGUUGUAAAUGAAGUGGAGAAUAAAGAUGAUGGCCCGCAGCUUCUGAGAACUCUGGAAGAAGGGCGUGAUUAUGUAUUAGUUCCACAAGAAGUCUGGCAGAAGCUUUUGAAGUGGUACAAAGGAGGGCCGGUGUUGCCACGGAAGAUGAUUUCAGUUGGAGAUCAACAUAAGCAAUUCAUUGUCGAGGUCUUUCCUUUGUGUCUCAAGUUAAUUGACUCCAGAGACCAGAGUGAAGUAGUUAUAAUACUAAGUAAAAAGGAUUCUGUACAUAACCUCUAUGAAAAAGUAUGUCUACUCAAAGGUUUAGACACAGAAAAGGCAUGUAUCUGGGACUACUUCAAUAAGCAAAAGCAUACAAUACUAAUUUCUUCAAACCAAACCCUGGAGGAGUCUAAUCUGCAGAUGGAUCAAGAUAUUCUUCUUGAGGUGGCAAUUGAUGGAUCCCAAAAGUGUUUGACUGGAAAUAGCUUAGCAUUGGUCCAAGUGGAACCUAUAAAAUCGACGUCUUCGAUUGCUGGUGAUCCAAAUAUGGAUGAUGGAUACGAAAGUUUGAAGUCUGUAACAAGGGGGGAUAAGGGAGGUCUGGCAGGAUUGCAAAAUUUGGGGAACACUUGCUUCAUGAAUAGUGCUCUUCAGUGUUUAGUUCAUACACCACAUCUUGCUCAGUACUUCUUGCAAGACUAUAGUGAUGAGAUCAACAGACAAAAUCCUUUAGGAAUGCAUGGGGAGCUUGCGCUUGCAUUUGGUGACUUAUUGAGGAAACUCUGGUCUUCUGGGCGAACUCCAGUUGCACCUCGUGCAUUUAAGGGGAAACUUGCCCGUUUUGCUCCUCAGUUUAGUGGGUAUAACCAACAUGAUUCACAGGAACUCCUUGCCUUUUUGCUCGAUGGGCUGCACGAAGACUUGAAUCGUGUUAAGCAGAAACCAUAUAUUGAAACGAAGGAUUAUGAUGGAAGGCCUGAUGAGGAAGUGGCAGAUGAGUUUUGGAGAUAUCACAAGGCCCGAAAUGAUUCCAUAAUUGUAGAUAUUUGCCAGGGUCAAUACAAAUCGACGCUGGUUUGCCCAGUUUGCAACAAGAUAUCUAUAACAUUUGAUCCCUUCAUGUACCUGUCUUUGCCACUUCCUUCAACAACUACUCGAUCAAUGACAGCAACAGUGUUUUAUGGUGAUGGGAGUGGCCUUCCUAUGCCAUUCACAGUUACUCUUCCAAAGCAAGGAUGUUGCAAAGAUCUUAACCAGGCUUUGGGCAUUGCGUGCUGCUUACAGGACGAUGAAUACUUACUACUAGCCGAGGUCUAUGAACAUAGGAUAUACCGGUACCUGGAAAUUCCAUCGGAACCUUUGGCUACAAUUAAAGAUGACGAACAUAUAGUUGCCUACAGACUCCCGAAGACUGAGGCAAAGUUUACAAGACUAGAGAUAUGGCACCGGUACCAGGAAAAUGAGCGGAAGCUGUUCUUGACACCACUAGUGACUGUCUUGGAAGAUCCAAAGUCAGGAUGUGAUGUUGAUCUUGCUGUUAACAAAGUGCUUUCCCCUUUAAGAAGGAAAGGACUUUUUACUUCAACAGCUACUGAUAGUAGCAAUGAAAAUGGCCCUCCUUCGAGUGCAACAGAAGAGCAAACAAAUGGUUGUAGUUCCCAGUUUGGACCUGCCACCCAAUCAACUGAGGGAAUGGAACCAGAGGGAAUGUCUAGCAAGGAGUUGUCAUUUCGACUUUGCGUCACUGAUGACAAGGGUUAUGGCUGCCAGCCUAUAGUGAAGGAUUCACCGAUACAACCUAGUCGUUUGAUCAAAGUCAUGCUGGACUGGACUGAAAAAGAGCACGAGUUAUAUGAUGCUAGCUACUUAAAGGAUCUUCCUGAGGUUCACAAGUCUGGACUUCUUGCAAAGAAAACCAAGCAAGAGGUCAUCUCUCUGUUUUCCUGCCUUGAUGCAUUUCUGAAAGAGGAACCUCUAGGCCCUGAUGAUAUGUGGUAUUGUCCUCGAUGCAAGGAACAUAGACAAGCAAGUAAAAAAUUGGAUUUGUGGAGGUUGCCAGAUGUACUUGUCUUUCACUUGAAACGAUUCUCGUAUAGCAGAUGGCUGAAGAACAAACUCGAUACAUUUGUGAAUUUUCCUAUCCACGAUCUUGAUUUAAGCAAAUACGUGAAGAGCAAGGAUGCAUCUGAAGGAUCACAUGUGUAUGAGCUAUAUGCCAUCAGCAACCACUAUGGGGGCCUUGGUGGGGGACACUAUUCUGCUUAUUGCAAGCUAAUUGAUGAGAACAGAUGGUACCAUUUUGACGAUUCUCAUGUUUCGUCCGUGAACGAGUCGGAGAUCAAGACAUCUGCAGCUUAUGUGUUGUUCUACCAACGAGUUAAACAUACUUCGGUGGAACAGCGGCCGAGCCAUCAGAAUUUCAUAUAAAUUCUUGAAAUCCAUACGAUUUUCAUGCUAUGCACUCGGUAAAGCAAAUCCAUGAUGGGAUUGACAACGUAGAAUGCUGAGUUGUACCCCACGCAGACAAGCUUGGUGGGGUCUGUUUGACCAGGUUUAGAAAUGCAUUAAUGGAGGUUAAAUAGUUCUGCUUGAACAAGAGCACCACAGCAUGGGACCUAGGAUAAGGGUUAAAUGCAAAUUACUGUUAUACGAAAUGACCAAAUCACUCAUGUAAAAAAAAUAGCAAAUUAUCCCUUUAUAUUUUUCAUAAUAAAACAAUAAGCCCCUCACGCGAUGUCGUGCCAUUGACGCGUUA